AUGGCGAAGCGAAAAAUCGGCUGGACCAAGAACGCGUUUCAGCUCCUUUGCUUCCUGGGAACGGUCGCUUACGCCUUGGGGUUCUUGGCCUUUCACACGGAGUUGCUGCAAGCCCCAAAUGGGGCAUCAAGCAGCGAUGGCGACGGCGACAGUCAUACGCAAAGCAAGCACCUGGUGGAGGAGAGUAAGUUCCCCGGCAUCGGCAGCGAGGCCGAUGCCUCUGCGUCAAAGUUCGCUGACGCCAUCAAGACUGUCAAGAUGGCCGAAGACGGCCUCCCUGCAGCAGAGGCAGAGUCUGAGGAGCCCAGCUCAAUGGAAAAGGAGCCCCAGGAAGAGGUGCACGAAGAGCCUUUCCAAGCAUUUGCACAGCCUGCACAGCCUACACAGCCUGCACAGCCUGCACAGCCAGCGGGGCCUCCGGUCCUGGGGCCCACGACGCAGACGCUGACCGUGGCCCUAGCUGCCAAGAGCAAUCAGCUCGACGGCGUACUUGUGGUGAUGAACUCGGCGCUCUCCAACGCCAAAGAUCCCUCGAGGUUGAAGUUCCGCAUUCUGACCACCAGCCAGGAUGCAGGCCCGCUCAUCGCUCAGGUGAGCCAAAAGCUGGCAAAGCUCCAGCCGGACGUGUCCGCAGUGAACUUUGAUCCCUGGGCCCCCAGGGUCCGUCAACUGCUAGGCGGCAAGUCGUCAAGCAGGAAGGAGCUCUUCGACGAGCUGAAUUUCGCAGCGUUCUACUUGCAUGAGGCCCUGCCAGAAGCUGGGCGGGUGUUGUACCUGGACACGGAUGUUGUAGUCACCUCCGACUUGACCGACCUUAUUGGUGUCAAUCUGCACGGCCACCCAGCGGCAGCAGCCGAAGAUUGCUCACAAAGACUGGGCAAAUAUGUGGACAUCGGCCGCAUGAAGGCGAAGGGUGUGGAGAGCAAGAUGCCGAUGCCAUUGUAUGCCACGAAGAAGACCUGCGUGGUGAACCGUGGCGUGGUGCUGGUAGAUGUCUCCAACUGGGCAGCAAGCAACAUCACAAGCGCCAUCGAGGCGCUGGUGCGCAUGCACCUUGCCAAGGGCCUGGGACCCCUCUGGAGGGCCGGCGUCUCCCAACCACCGUUCCUCCUCGCCGUUGCCGGGAGGUACCAUGAUCUGGGUGCCGAGUUCAACGUCCGUGGCUUGGGGCGGGGUGACAUUGCGCCUGAGGAAGUGGACUUCUACAAGAAGCACAAGAAAUGGAGCAGCUACUUCGAUGGAUUCCUGCUGAAGUGCAAGUUCCAUUGCUGCCCAGGCUGCAAGGGCUGGGCGCUGUCACCUCACAUCUCCCCGCUGGCGCACCAGGCCAAGAUCCUGCACUUCAACGGCCGGCUGAAGCCCUCCCACAAGGGCCGCCGCAGCCGCGAUCCGGUGAAGCCACCAACCCGGCAGCUCGGUGAGGAGGAGCGCGCAGCGCGAGAACAACGGCCGCUUUGCAGCUGUGGAUCUGGUUGCUUGCAGGAAUGUGCCGGUAUUUGGUGGCACUACAUGCCUGCUGAUGCUGACUGA
Messenger RNA from Symbiodinium natans, 1530 nucleotides. The record is from the annotation of a GenBank genome assembly. NCBI's taxonomy places the organism in Eukaryota, Dinophyceae, Suessiales, Symbiodiniaceae.